UCGGCCAUGACAUAUUAAAUAAUUAUUUAUAUCAAACCUAAUAAUAAAAAUAGCCGAAAAUGUUACACCGAAAGCAUAAAUAGUAUUAAUAAUCAAUCCACUCAUCACCACUUACAAUGACGUUAAUAAUCAGUUACCUCAAAUUGUUAUCAACAAAAAAUAUUUUUACGAAGAUGCCGACAUAUUAUAAGGUUACACCGAUCAACUGGAAUGAAUUCAAGAGAAAUUACGCUGAUAAGCCCAAAAUAGAUUCAAAAUCGAAGCAGAUAAUGGUACAAGGUACAGAAGAUGAGCCCCGAAUGCGGGUACGGCGUGCCCGACCCGCGGAUGUGCCUCGUAUCCUUCGAUUUGUACGAGAAAACUCUCGAUUAGCUUGGCCAGGUCUAGUUAACAAGACACCCGGAACCAAUAAUAAUAAUGUCGUGCUAUCUGAUUACAUCGCCAGAACGCUAGCUCAAGGUCACUCAAUGUUAGCGGAACAACAAGAAGCCAAACGUGGCUGGUCACAAAUCCGAGGCCUUGCAAUAAGUACCUCGGUGUGUCCCUGGGACGCAACAAUGUUGGAAAAAUGGGCUCGUUGUAUGCGUUGUUCUCGAUCAAGAAAACUGAUGCUCUUCACAGCACAUUGCUUGAGAGCACCAGGUUUACAUGACAAAUACAAUGUGCAUAAUAUAUUACAAGUAGUACUUUUGGUAUCGCCUGAUGUCCCAAGAGCGUCGGAGAUCGUUCAUAUGCUUGCAAAAAACUCCAUACAACGGGGACGGGAUUCAGGAUUUUCAGUGCUACGCUUUGAUGUGACUGAUAAUAGUCUUAUAGCAAAGGUGUUGGAUGAACUGCGAUUAAAAAAAGAAUAUGAGUUAAACUUUGAAGUUUUACCGCAUGCUAUAAAAUUAGUUUCGGAUGAAGCGCCAAAUGACGAGGAAUUGAUUGAAAACAAAGGAAAAAUCAUAACGGUUUUUACAGCGUUUCCUACCGCGGGAAAAUCUUGAUAUCUCACUCAUAUUAAAAUUUAUAUUUAAAUUAUAACUGAUGGUUUGGUGAU
Nymphalis io (European peacock) is the source of this 1042-nucleotide messenger RNA. RefSeq lists its product as uncharacterized. Bases 117 to 989 code for a protein of 290 amino acids. Lineage: Eukaryota; Metazoa; Arthropoda; Insecta; Lepidoptera; Nymphalidae. The transcript has 5 exons. The record is from RefSeq and is a predicted model, not a curated record.